AUGAUUCAGUUCGGGGCAGAAGAAAUCAUUCCGAUACCAAAUCUCAGCCACCCGCAGCACCUAUUCACUCUUAUCUCAUCAACGCUCGGGCAACUUCACGACAAUGCAAGAAAACAGUUACUUGAAGGAAUCAUGGCAGACAGUGCUCUAACGCCUCACUCUGCAUUGCUCGAAUCGAUGGAGAAAGAUAAUGAGGAAGAGCUCAGGAAGCUAAACGAGAGACUAGCAGAGGCGGAGAAGCAAGAGGGGGAAUCUGAGAUAUCAGACGCUUUGAAAGCCAGAACCGAUCAUCUAACUCAAAUUGGUGACAAGGAAGGCGCAGUCGCGGCGCAAAAAUUUGCCCUUGUCAAAACACCUGGCCUAGGCUCGAGGAUAGAUAUGGUGCUCACUCUCAUCCGACUAGGAUUUUUCUUCGGUGAUAAUGGCCUAAUCACUGAGAACCUCCCCAAAGCAAAAAGAUUCAUCCAGGAGGGUGGUGACUGGGAUAGGCGUAAUCGUCUAAAAGUCUACCGCGGGCUCCGCAUGAUAUCCAUCCGCCAGCUUAAGGCCGGUAGCGCACUUCUCCUCGAUGCACUAUCGACAUUCAUCGCCACUGAACUCGACUAUUUCCCACUGCUGAUCAUAUUUUCUGUAGCUCAUUACCGCACCAGAGGUUAUCUCCGUUUUGCCCGAAAUUCCGAUCCUUGGAGACUCUUAAACAACCUUUACGACUGUCAUUACGCAAAAUUCUUCAUCGCACUCCCGACCCUUGGGCAGACAUAUCUUCUGCCCUUGCGACUCCUUUUGCCUCAUACCUGCUACUAUGUACGAGAGAUGCGCAUCUUGGCAUACAACCAACUUCUGGAGUCCUACUGCAGUCUUACUCUUGAAAGUCUUAGCGGUGCAUUCGGUGUCGGCGUCGGCAUCGAGUUUGUUCACAGUGAGCUCUCAUGGUUUAUUGCCAACGGACAUCUGCAUUGCACCAUCGACAGGGUGCACGGUAUUGUGGAGACGAUAUCGCUCAAGAACGCACAAUACGACAAAGUCAUAAAGCAAGGCGAUGUCUUGUUGAAUUCAGUACGAAGAUUCAGCAAAGCGCCGCACUAGUACUCUAUGUCUCGUCUCAGUGUUUCGUGUA
Suillus plorans is the source of this 1117-nucleotide messenger RNA. RefSeq names its product 26S proteasome subunit RPN7-domain-containing protein. The record is from RefSeq and is a predicted model, not a curated record. The transcript has 8 exons. Lineage: Eukaryota; Fungi; Basidiomycota; Agaricomycetes; Boletales; Suillaceae. The coding region runs from base 1 to 1086 and encodes 361 amino acids. Gene Ontology annotation, biological process: proteasome-mediated ubiquitin-dependent protein catabolic process. Gene Ontology annotation, cellular component: proteasome regulatory particle.